Drosophila willistoni is the source of this 1574-nucleotide messenger RNA. Its product is annotated as organic cation transporter 1. Gene Ontology annotation, cellular component: membrane. Gene Ontology annotation, biological process: transmembrane transport. The record is from RefSeq and is a predicted model, not a curated record. Gene Ontology annotation, molecular function: transmembrane transporter activity. The coding region runs from base 9 to 1574 and encodes 521 amino acids. The transcript is spliced from 5 exons. Lineage: Eukaryota; Metazoa; Arthropoda; Insecta; Diptera; Drosophilidae.
CAGACGCCAUGGCAGUGGAAUUGGACUUUGAUAGGAUAUUGGCGAAGUGCGGCAAUAAUCAUCGCUACCAAUAUCUAUUGUUGGUAUGCACUGCCCUCAUAUUGGCUCUAACUUCAAGGCAUAUUUUCUCCCAAAACGUAAUUGGUUUCGUACCCGAUCAUUGGUGCUAUCACGAAGAGCUGGAGAAUCGAACAUUUGAGGAAAUCAAAUCCAUAUACUCGCAAUUCGAGAGUCCUUCGUGUACACGGCUCGAUGCCAUCGAUCUAGUUAGCGGCAAUGUGACAAUAAGUGAUAAGAAAUGUGAUCGCUGGAUAUAUGACUACGAUUUCGAUUUCGUUAGCAUUAAUGCCGAGUUUAAUUGGGUGUGUGACGCAGCUCUCAAGGGAAGAGUGGGACAGAGUCUCUUCUUUGUGGGUUCCAUGUUUGGGACAUUUUUCUUUGGGUUAUUGGGCGACCGAAUUGGACGUAUUAAGCCACUUAUUAUAGCAUAUUCAUGUGGCUUUUUGGGUGAUUUCGCCACUAUAUUUGCCCAGAAUCUAACUGCGUACUCAAUAACUCGCUUCGUUUCCGGCUUAGGUUCGGGAAGUACAUAUCUUAUGUACAUACUAACUCUAGAAUAUAUUUCACAAUCGCUGCGUCAUAAAGGCCUAACCAUUGUGACUGGCUUAUUUUUCUCCUUGGGAUUGAUAAGUGCAUCCUUGCAGGCUAUUUAUGUUGGCCACUGGCGCGUCUACAUGGCUUGGUCGGCUUUCCCCCUUUUGCUGGUUAGUCUCUUUUAUUUCCUACUACAGGAAAGUGCUCAAUGGCUUAUUACCCAAAACGACAUCGAUGGAGCAAUCAUGAGACUGCAAAGAGUGGCAAAAUUCAACAGGCGUCAAGUUAGUGAAGAGGAUUUUGAGAGUUUCCGCCGACAUUGUGCCGAGACCUCCAAAGAGUUCGCAGAAAAGCAAACAACGCUCACGGAUGCUCUAAAUACACAACGUCUAAGAAAAACCAUUAUUCAAGUCGUGAGUUUUUUCAUGAUCACAACAGUUCUUAAUGUCACCAUGGCUCGCAAUGUGGAGGGCGUCGGAAUCUCGCCCAUAAUCUUGUUGUCUCUAAAUGCACUAGCUCUGCCAUCAUCGGCAUUGGUGCAGGCUCACCUUCAACAACGAUUGGGUCCCAAAGUCACAAUUUUGAUUGUUUUGCUUACCACUGGGAUUCUGACACUGGUCCAUGUGUCUCGUGCCAAUGUUCAGUUCUGUUCAGAGCUAAUACCCACCUGUGUACGGUCGCAGGUGCUAUCGUUGGCUCAUAUUGCUGGAGCAGCUGCAUCUAUCUUAUCGCCUUACAUAAUUCAUUUAGACAUCUACUUAAGAGCAGCUCCUUCGAUAAUACUGUGCCUAUUUAUAUUCAGCAGUGCUUGGAUCUGUUUGCAUUUGCCGGAGACGUUCAACAAAAAGUUACCCAUAUCGCUGGCCGAUGGAGAGGAGUUUGGUGUAGGAGAGCGCAUGUUUGAUUUCCUGAGAAGGACCAAAAAAGUCGAUGAAGUUAGUGAGAGUCCCGAGACUCAACAAAAACUAAUGGCCAAAUAA